Messenger RNA from Fusarium poae, 960 nucleotides. RefSeq lists its product as uncharacterized. The record is from RefSeq and is a predicted model, not a curated record. The transcript has a single exon. Bases 1 to 960 code for a protein of 319 amino acids. Lineage: Eukaryota; Fungi; Ascomycota; Sordariomycetes; Hypocreales; Nectriaceae.
AUGUUUUUCGAGCAUAGUCUGGGCUGGCGACACCCAUGGUGGCUGGAAGAGGGUCUUCGACAUCGGGUCACAUCAGGAAGGCCCGCCGAAAAUCGAUUUGCAUUCUCUGGCCUUCCUUCGUGGUCGUGGCUAGGUUGGAAAGGCCGUGUCAGCUUGCGGUACCAGACAGCAAUUCAGAUUCGUUCCCAUCGGCUGGAAUAUGCUUUUCCUGGAGAGUGCCGCAACCAAAUUGAAGAGGCUUUUCCCAUCACGGAGUGGUAUACCAGCGAAUCCAUAUCCGACCCACCAGAGCGAAGACGAAGAAUCCAGUCAACUUGGUACAAGGACAGAGAUAGCUUGAAGGAUUUCACCAAACCGAUGCCUUUUGGGUGGUCCCGUCGAGACAUUGGCACAGCAACAUCAUCUCAAAGCGAUCCCCGUCCCCGUCCUGAUGGUUGCGAGAAAUUUGUCUUUCAGCAUGAAGCCAUUUCGGAGAUGGAUGGGAUACCAGUAGAGCGGUACUACCCUUUUCCAGUCAACGAGAUAACAGCAUCAACACCUCCUUCCAUGCCAGUACAGACACAAUAUCUAUUCUGUGAGACGUUUCAAGCAACACUGUCAGGAUAUCAACAAGAUAUUAACAAGUCGAAAUAUCCAUACCACUAUGAAGCGAAGCUCUGCAAUGAACUUGGAAAGGUGGUUGGGAAAUUGGACUUGGUAAAUGAGGAGUCGAUGGACCAGUUGUCACAGGUUGUAGACACAACAACGGAAAUCGGGUUGGAAGUCGAUGUGGUCGCUAUAUGCAAACUGAAAAGAUACACAAAGAAGGAUUCGGAUUCGCCUCAAACUACAAAAGACCUGUAUCUUAUACUCUGGGUCGAAUGGAAGGACGGUAUCGCAUACCGACUAUCGAGCGGAGAGGUCGUGGCUUCGGAAUGGGAGAAGUUGGAUUUGAAGAAGAUUUCGCUGGUACUUGGGUAG